This is a messenger RNA of Gossypium raimondii (Peruvian cotton), 585 nucleotides long. Its product is annotated as mini zinc finger protein 2. The transcript has a single exon. NCBI's taxonomy places the organism in Eukaryota, Viridiplantae, Streptophyta, Magnoliopsida, Malvales, Malvaceae. Gene Ontology annotation, biological process: regulation of developmental process; regulation of DNA-templated transcription. The record is from RefSeq and is a predicted model, not a curated record. Gene Ontology annotation, cellular component: nucleus. Bases 95 to 412 code for a protein of 105 amino acids. Gene Ontology annotation, molecular function: transcription cis-regulatory region binding; DNA-binding transcription factor activity.
AGUCCAUAACCAAGUUUUUUUCAUUUACUUUAGGGUUUAUGGGUUGGCAAUAACAACCUUAUCAAACCAAAAGGCACUGCCCCUCUCAUUCUAUAUGAUUAAGGGUUUGGCAAUCAUGAGGAGGCGAAAAGUUGUAGUGAGAAAAGAGGAGCCACCGAGGAAGACCACAACCAAUUCAUCUUUGACAAUAACGACUGUGAGAUAUGGGGAGUGUCAAAGGAAUCACGCUGCCAGCAUCGGCGGUUAUGUCGUCGACGGGUGUAGGGAAUUCAUGGCAAGUGGAGAGGAAGGAACGAGUGGUGCCCUUGCUUGUGCUGCUUGUGGUUGCCAUAGGAAUUUUCAUAGAAGGGAAGUUGAAACUGAGGUAGUCUCUGAGUGUUCUUCACCUAAUAAUUCUUCCAGUAGAGCAUAAAUAAAUAAUAUAUAGGCUUUCAUUUAUUAAUUAUAUGAUGUUUUGGUAAUUGGCUUUUAGUUUUUGUGCCAAAAACCUCUUCCUUAUCAAUAAUUUGCGUUGUGUUUCUUUGAUGGUUUUUUUUUCUUAACUUGUUUCUGUAUGUAAUGAAGUUGCUAAAAUAAUUUGUAUUA